CUAAAUUUCUUCUUAUGUAAGAUUUGGGCUUGUGGAGGUGGAGUUUAUGGAUUAAAUGUGUGAAAUCAGGUUAGCAAGGCUCUCCUUGCAGAAUAUAUCACAGUGCAGAAGAGGAAUAGACCAUUUAAAGGACUGGGAUUAGAAUACAUGAACAAAUCUUGCCCUGUCGUUCCAUCUCAGCUCACAAGUUCUACCCUCAGAAGUAGCCAAUUCCAGACUGAUAUAUUCUGCCUGAGGGAGCGAGAUCUAUUGAUCUAUUUUGCUGUUGAGAUAUCACAGCUUUAAGCACAGAGCUUAAGCAAAGAGUAUGCACUUCUUCAGUUAUCAACUUGCAGAAGACUUGGGGAGAGCUUUCUCGGAUCGAGCAAUUUUGCAGACCUUUUUAGAUGCUGAGGUAGCUGUGUCUUCUAGUUUACUUAAGAGCAUGUUAAGUCUGUUAAGAUCCAUGCAUGUCUUGAUUAUCUUGGAAGAAUGUGCUUCCUUCCUCCGAUAUGGUUACUUGUCACCCGACAAUGCUGUUGGAAUUAGGAAAGAAGUAACAAUACUCUGUAGUGAAUUACGACCACAUGCCCUUGCCUUGGUCAGCUCAUUUGGCAUCCCUAACGCAUUUUUUAGCCCAAUUGCUUUCAAUUGGAUCAAUGCAAAUUCUUGGUCGUCGGUUCAGCCCCAACAAGGGGCCACAGUUCCUCUCUAGAUUUAGAUGAAUCAAAACUUAUACUGCCUGUGGCUUUCUAGAUUCACUAUUAUUGUCUAAUAAAGGUGUAGUAGCUAGCUUGCUAUUAAAAUUCUUCAUAAAGGUUGAUAUUUGAUUGCUCCUCAUUAUA
Messenger RNA from Vitis vinifera (wine grape), 824 nucleotides. RefSeq names its product putative acyl-coenzyme A oxidase At3g06690. The record is from RefSeq and is a predicted model, not a curated record. Gene Ontology annotation, biological process: lipid homeostasis; fatty acid beta-oxidation using acyl-CoA oxidase. Bases 308 to 694 code for a protein of 128 amino acids. NCBI's taxonomy places the organism in Eukaryota, Viridiplantae, Streptophyta, Magnoliopsida, Vitales, Vitaceae. Gene Ontology annotation, molecular function: fatty acid binding; FAD binding; acyl-CoA oxidase activity. Gene Ontology annotation, cellular component: peroxisome. The transcript is spliced from 4 exons.